Messenger RNA from Trichoderma harzianum CBS 226.95, 928 nucleotides. RefSeq lists its product as hypothetical. The transcript has a single exon. The record is from RefSeq and is a predicted model, not a curated record. NCBI's taxonomy places the organism in Eukaryota, Fungi, Ascomycota, Sordariomycetes, Hypocreales, Hypocreaceae. The coding region runs from base 173 to 691 and encodes 172 amino acids.
CUCAAAACCCCGAUCUGCAUGUGCUUUUACAACCUAUUAUACUCAACUACACGGUAUAGAUGGCCAUUCAACUUCUCUCAAUAUGACACAAAUCAUCUCCCAAUAAUCAGCGCUUCGACACCUUGCUAAUCCGUAGCCUCCAUGGGCUUCGCUUUCCUCAUCUUGGACAAUCAUGCAGAGUGAAUGGAUGACAAACACAACAAACGCCAAACACCAUGGCUACAACUCGUCGCAGUUAUUUCGAUGGCAUCUCAUUCUGAGCCUCAUCUUUCAACACGUCCGCAUCUGCGCCACCAUGACACCAAAAGAGGCCCACGAUAGGAUCCUCAUUCGCUUACAACAAGAAUACUAUCCUCUACGCCAAACCCCGACACUGUGCCAUCUAGGAAUCCAGGCUCUAGUCCUGGCCCGAUAUGUCUGGCUAGCUACAAAGAUGCUCUUCCUAGAGCUAUAUCUGCUGGACCUAGCCUUCUGGAAAAUUCAUUGUUAUGCUCGACGGAGGAGUUUUCUACCCCAAUACACAAGGAUUUUCUCUCCUGGAUUUCACAGACUCGCAGUUUUAGCACCGCUCCCACCCUCCAGGUUUCGUUACUUGAUGGCGAGAAUCGUAGCGGGCAUUUGGUAUUGGUGGGCGAGCUUCCUUAGCGUCCCGCUGAUAGCGUGGAUUGUGUUCAACGCAGCCAAAUUAUAACACAUAUAGGCUGUUCAAAAGUACUUACAGCCCAAACAUGUUCUCAUAAUAAUUUGCACACGAAGUAUUUGCCGUCGAAGAAGCCGACUUCUUUAUCAGAUGCGGAGAGACAGUACUAGCGUGAGGCCGGGAACUGUACGCGGAUAUAACGCUUACAAACCGGAAGGGUAAAUGCAAUGCAAGAGGCUGUAUAUGCAAUGGUUUACUCCACUAACAGACAAAGCGAUGUCGCAAUCA